Molecule: messenger RNA, 2933 nt
Organism: Hydractinia symbiolongicarpus
Lineage: Eukaryota; Metazoa; Cnidaria; Hydrozoa; Anthoathecata; Hydractiniidae
Product: solute carrier family 23 member 2-like
Exons: 16
Coding region: 252-2033 (593 amino acids)
Biological process (GO): transmembrane transport
Cellular component (GO): membrane
Molecular function (GO): transmembrane transporter activity
Source: RefSeq, a predicted model, not a curated record
UGCUUGAUCAAAUGCAAAAGGGUCAAUGGCUUGGAAAAUUAAAAUGAAAAAAGAAAUUUUAUAUGGAAAAGACACCUAAUGAGAAAGAUUUUUAUUGCGGUUAGAUGGUCAACAGAAAAUUGUACUUUUUGUACCCCUUUUAGUAAUCAAGAAGAAGUCAUUAUGUUUCGAAAGGAUGAAGGAUAAUUACUAACGUGUGCAAAGAACUCACAAAUAUCCCAAUCUCUGACAAUCAAUGUUUAUACAUCAUCAUGGCAACAAAUACACCUUUGAUGUCCGGUACAGAACCAGUCAACAUAAACAAGGAUGCAGAAGAAACAAAUCCUUUACUGUAUGCAAUUGAUGAGAACCCACCACUGUACUUGUCCAUGUUGCUUGGCUUUCAACAUUAUCUAACCAUGUUUGGAGCUACUGUUGGUUUGCCGUUUGUGUUAUCUCAACUCCUUUGUUUUGCCAAUGAUGCAAAUGUAAUUAGUGAGGUUUUAAGCACAAUCUUCUUCUGUUCUGGUUUGGUGACUUUGCUGCAAUCCACAUUUGGUGUGAGAUUACCUAUUGUACAGGGUGGAACUUAUACAUUUAUUGCUCCAACUAUGGCUAUUAUGAACAUCAGAAAAAAGUGCAGUGAAGUGAAUAGUAUACAGGCGACUUCAGGUCCAGUGUUAAAUUUGACAUCAACUAUGAGUGUGCUUGCCCUUAACAUGACUUCUACUACUCCGUUCAACAUGAGCUCUACUACUCCUGUGACAGUGACAUCAGAUGGUGACGAGGAGUGGAAAAUAAGAAUGAGAGAAAUCCAAGGUGCUAUCAUUUUGUCGUCACUGUUUCAAGUAGUAAUUGGAUUCAGUGGUGUGAUGGGUUUUGUAUUAAAGUAUAUUGGACCAUUAACAAUUGCCCCCACAAUAGCUUUGGUAGGCUUGCCACUCUUUAAGACAGCAGGUUAUUUUGCAGGAGCACAGUGGGGAAUUGCUCUUUUAACGAUAUUUUUUAUCACAUUAUUCUCUCAAGUGCUUCGAAAUGUUAACUUACCACUUGGCAGAGUUAAGAUUCCUGUCUUUAAAUUGUUCCCUGUUUUGCUUUCAAUUUUCAUCUGUUGGAUUUUAUCAGCAAUAUUAACAGCUACCUCUGUUUUCGAAGAUGGAUCACGAGCCCGUACAGACUUUCGAACCAACGUAAUUAAAGAAUCCUCCUGGUUCCGAGUUCCUUAUCCUGGUCAAUGGGGACGACCAACCGUCUCAGCCCCUGCUGUUAUUGGUAUGCUUGCAGGAGUGAUAGCUUCCAUGGUGGAGUCGAUUGGUGAUUAUUAUGCUUGUGCCCGCUUGGCUGGUGCCCCUCCACCACCACAACAUGCAUUAAAUCGAGGUUUAGGCUGUGAAGGUCUUGGUUGUUUAAUCACUGGCUUAUGGGGGACUGGAAAUGGAACUACUUCAUAUAGUGAAAAUAUUGGUGCUAUUGGGAUAACCAGGGUUGGAAGUGUUCGUGUUAUACAAUGUGGAGCUGUUCUUAUGAUCCUACUGUCCAUCAUUGGUAAAUUUGGAGCAUUGUUUGUGACAGUACCUGAUCCAGUGGUUGGUGGAAUAUUCGUCGUCAUGUUUGGAAUGAUUACUGCUGUUGGCUUGUCUUCUCUGCAAUUCAUUGAUAUGUCGUCCAUGCGAAAUUUAUUUGUUCUUGGCGUGUCUUUGUUUAUGGGAAUGGUUAUACCAAGUUGGAUUGAAUCUAAUCCUCUUCAGCCAGAAGAAGAAUCAUAUAUUCAAAUCUUCCAAGUGCUUCUGUCAACCAAUAUGGCUGUGGGUGGAUUGACUGGUUUCUUACUUGACAAUGUCAUCCCAGGUACACAACAAGAGAGAGGUUUGAUCAAGUGGAGGAACAGCUUUGGUGCAAAUAAUCAAGUCAACAAGGUUGCAUCUGUUCAUGUUUAUGACCCACCUUUUUUAACAGAAAAUUUCAAAAAAUCUCUGUUUUGUAAGAUUGUUCCAUUUUUGCCUUAUUAUGGUGACAAUAGAGCAGAGGAUCUGGAGGACAACAGUGUUCUGUAAAUGCAUUAAAAUACUAUUAGCAUAUCCUCCUGCCAGUAGGUUUUAUUGUUAAUGUGUGAACCUGAAAAUUUCGGUCUUACCAAACUCUGAAACUUAACUCUUUGCACAAUGUGAAGUUUGGUAAAUGACUUGUUUCAUAGUAGUUUUCCUUUUUUUUAAAGUUAGUGCACUGCAUAUUUUAGUCAUGUUUUUUAGUAGUAAUUCUCUUUUAACAUAUUCACAUAGAGAUAGACAUUUAUUAGAUUUUUCAAAGUCUUCCAUUCACCUCACCUCAAUUAACUCUAAAAAAGAAUUCCAACCCAGGAAUUACUUGACCAAUGCAGUUAGGCUGUUCUAUUUUAAGAAACUCAAAAUGUGUUAGUUGCUGCUUCCGCAAUGUCUGAAAUAGGAUUGCCUGCAAAGGUCUGGAAAACGGCCUAUGUUAACAUCAACAUAAUUUUUGAUCUGAAAAGAUUUUUUUCAUAUAUCUAUGUUAAUUUAAUUUUAUGCACUUUUUAUUAAUACAUCGUUUAAUCAAACGAAUGAAUGCUAAUAAGGUAAAACCUUUCUCCAAUGCCCCCCCCCCCCUUUCGCGUACAGUCGGCUUUUUUUUUGUUUUCUCUAAAGCAUAGAUAUUUCAGAAGUGGUUAGGUUGGGUUGCAAUAUCCAAUAGCUAAACUUUUGCAUGCAUCACUUUUCUAAUUUUACUUUUAGAAGAUGCUAUUUUUAAGAAGAUUUUAUUUUUAAUAAUAAUUUGUACUGUAUAGACUUUAGGAGUGUAACUUUUGUUCAUAUACUUGUGUGAAACCGUAGUACUGUAUACCAUAAAUUUGUUUUUGUAACAGGCUUAUACUAUUUUUAAUAUUACUGGAUUUUUUAAAUAUAUUGUUAUCUCUGCUUCAUUUAAGUAGUGCUGUUGAU